CGGUGGUGAUAACCUACUACAGGACAGCGGUGGGUCUGACAGGAGCACAAGAACACCUCUCAGCGAAAAAACAAGCAAAAUAUGUUUUCUCUGCCUACAAGCUUUCAGUCGCAGGGAACAGUGCCUUUGACCCAUCUGAUCAAUGUGGUUCAGUACUUGAAGAGUUCAGCCAACUCGGCCGUAACUGCAUCAGUACAGAGUCUGCAGAAAGACCUUUCACCUGAACACGACCCACUUCUCUAUGAGCCCAAGGUAAACCUGAAGGAGCUGGGUCUGUCAGAGCUGCGGGCCGGUCAUGUACGGGAUGUUCUAGAGCACCUGCUGCCUUCUGCACAUCCAGAGGAGAAAUCCAUCUCCAGCACUGCUCAAAACUCAACAGCAUGGAGAACUUCUCACAUUUCUGCCCCCUCCUUCUUCCAAAACAAAUAUGGGUUCUCUCACAAACACUCAGGAUAUUUUGGCUCUUCAGUGUUUCGCAGGGAAAGUUCCAGUCCACUUCAGGCAGCCUGUGUAGAUCUGCAUCAUCUGCAGUUGUGGGUCCAAAACAGAGGCUUCAAGACAAUGAAGUCCAAGAGCAGACAUCUGCGCUCCAGCUCUGAAGGUCCAGUAGAGGCAGAUAAUUAUACUCCAGUCUUUAUGAAGGGCCUAAUCAUGAAGGACAAAACAGACACGGGGAGUUUUGAGCAGUUAUUAAAACAGAAUAACUUGCCAGAAUCGCAUCAGGAUGCUUUUAAGACUGGUUUUACAGAGGGCUUCAUGAAGGCUCAGGCUUUGACAAAGAGGACACAAGACUCUGUGAAGAGGACACGUCUGAUUAUUUUUGUUCUCCUGCUGGCGGGAAUGUAUGGUGUGUCCAGAAGUCCUUUCUUCUCGGGUAAAGGAUCGUUUUCAGACACUGUUCGCUUUCGCACCACCUCUGGUCUGGAUUCAGCCGUGGACCCUGUUCAGAUGAAGAACAUCACAUUUGAACAUGUGAAAGGAGUAGAGGAGGCCAAAAAUGAACUUCAGGAUGUUGUUGAAUUUUUGCGAAACCCCCAGAAAUUCACUGUGCUUGGUGGUAAACUUCCCAAAGGUAUCCUGCUCGUAGGGCCUCCAGGAACAGGGAAAACCCUGUUGGCCAGAGCUGUUGCCGGUGAAGCAGACGUGCCCUUCUACUACGCUUCUGGGUCUGAGUUUGAUGAAAUGUUUGUUGGAGUCGGAGCGAGUCGCAUCAGAAACCUUUUCAAGGAGGCCAAAGCUAGCGCACCAUGUGUAAUCUUCAUUGAUGAGCUGGACAGCGUAGGAGGGAAGAGAAUCGAGUCUCCAAUGCACCCGUACUCCCGACAGACCAUCAACCAACUGCUAGCUGAGAUGGAUGGGUUUAAACCCAAUGAAGGGGUCAUUGUAAUUGGAGCUACAAACUUUGCUGAAGCUUUGGACAAUGCUCUGGUGAGACCAGGUCGCUUUGACAUGCAGGUCACCGUCCCAAUCCCAGAUGUGAAGGGACGCACAGAAAUCCUGGAGUGGUAUUUGGAAAAAAUUAAAGUGGAUUCUGCUAUUGAUGCAGAGAUCAUUGCGAGGGGAACGGUGGGCUUUUCUGGAGCCGAACUGGAGAACUUGGUGAAUCAAGCAGCACUGAAAGCAGCCGCCGAUGGGAAAGACCUGGUGACCAUGAAGGAGCUGGAGUUUGCCAAGGAUAAGAUCCUGAUGGGCCCAGAGCGCAGGAGUGUAGAGAUAGACAAGAGAAAUAAGACGAUCACCGCUUAUCAUGAAUCAGGACACGCUAUAGUAGCUUAUUACACCAAAGACGCAAUGCCUAUCAACAAAGCUACCAUCAUGCCACGCGGACCUUCACUUGGACAUGUGUCUUUGCUGCCAGAGAAUGACCGCUGGAGUGAGACGCGGGCUCAGCUGCUGGCACAGAUGGAUGUCAGUAUGGGCGGCAGAGUGGCUGAAGAACUGGUGUUUGGAAAUGAUCACAUUACCACCGGAGCAUCCAGUGACUUUGAUGGAGCCACUAAAAUCGCACAGAUGAUGGUGACACGGUUUGGAAUGAGCGACAAGCUGGGGGUCAUGACCUACAAAGACCUGACCAAUCACAGUCCAGAGACACGAGCAGCUGUAGAACAGGAAAUCAGAGUUCUUCUGCAGAGUUCAUAUGAAAGGGCAAAGAAGAUCCUGAAGACCUACAGUAAAGAGCACAAGCUACUGGCUGAUGCCCUGCUGACUUACGAGACGCUGAAUGCCAAGGAAAUUCAGAUGAUCCUGGAAGGAAAGUCGCUGGAUCCCAGAUGAUGCGGUCUUGGAUUAACAAAGACUUUUCAAGGCACAAUCUGACUUUGUCUGUAAAUAUAAACAUCUGCAACAAGCAAGUUCAUCAAAGACUUUUCUUAGUAUAUUUUACCCUUUUUUUCUAGCAACAUGGCGUCUUUCGAACAUUUUCUAAGCCAGGGUUGUCCAGUCUCGGUCCUAGAGGGCCAGUGUCCUGCAAAGGUUAGUUUCAACUCCAAUCAGACACUCCUGGGCUAGCCAAUCAAGCUUUUACUAGGCAUUCUAGAAAGAUCUGUAUUGAUGCAAGUUGGAGCUAAAAUCUGCAGGACACUGGACCUCCAGGACUGAGUUAGUAAAAAAUUCUUUAUUAUUAUUUAUUAAUCCACAGUAGUCAACAUUUGAAGUGAAUAAAAAAAGUUUUUCGAAAUUGUCGUCAGAAAAGAAUUGAUAUAAUUGAGUUGUUUUAUGACAACUUUGAUCCAUUUCGAAUGUUGACUACUCCCAGCAAAAAAUUUUGUGUUUAAGAGACGUCUAAUAGACAUCUAAAUGUAGACAGCUUGGCUGAAGCAAGGCUAAACUUGGGCUGUCAGUAAAAAUCUAAUAGACAUCUAAGAAUAGCCCAGAUUAGUCAAACAGACAGAUUAGACAGACUUUGUGUAGUCAUUCAUUUCUGUUUAUUUGACGACUAGUCUAGUUUUGGCCUAUUCUUAGAUAUCAAUUUGAUUUUCCCUGACAGCCCGAAUUUAGCCUUGUUUUAGCCAAGACGACUAUGUUUAUACGUCUAUUAGAACAAAAAAGUGCCAAAAGUAUAUAAGCUUGCACAAUGAACCAAUGGGAAUAGUAACUAAUCAGUCAGACUGUACAUUCUGUGCUUUGUUUUUAGAAGCUAAGUAUAAAACAAGAGAAUUACUUGUCUUAUUGUCACCUAGUGAUCAUAAUAACUGAAAACAAAGCAAUAGCUUUCUCUCAUAAAUGAUGUGUUUUGCAUAAAAUCAAAUGUCUAUAAGUUUAAAUCCGGAUGCCUUUCAAUAAUCACAGUAGAGAUUUUUUAUUCCUGUGCAACAUUAAAUCACAAAUUUCUCAUCAAAUUUUGAAUGUGACCUCAGAAUGUCAGUAUUGUUUUUACUUCUACAGAUCUCAAAUGUGAUCAAAGUACUGUAUCAUUUCCUCUGGACCUUUCCACUUUUUUCUGGCCCCUGAUUUUAUUCAUUAACUUAUUUAUUUGAAUAUACUUUUCCAUGUUGCUAAAAGCCUCUGUUACUUAUGGGUUUGUCUGCAUGCAUGCGUUUAAACGGCGUGACUGGACUGUAUAUAUGUGUGUCUGGAAGAAAUGUGAGUGUGCUUUCUUUUGAAAUUAACAUGGAUUGACUACAAAUAAAUGAAGUAAAGACUU
This is a messenger RNA of Danio aesculapii, 3643 nucleotides long. It is a transcript of the gene yme1l1a, whose product is annotated as YME1-like 1a. Gene Ontology annotation, biological process: mitochondrion organization; protein quality control for misfolded or incompletely synthesized proteins. NCBI's taxonomy places the organism in Eukaryota, Metazoa, Chordata, Actinopteri, Cypriniformes, Danionidae. The record is from RefSeq and is a predicted model, not a curated record. Gene Ontology annotation, molecular function: ATP-dependent peptidase activity; metalloendopeptidase activity; ATP binding. The transcript is spliced from 18 exons. The coding region runs from base 82 to 2274 and encodes 730 amino acids. Gene Ontology annotation, cellular component: mitochondrial inner membrane.